AUGUCGGAACUCGACAUUGGUUCCGACUAUUCAAUGGACACCGAAUUCAACGAUGUUGUUGAAGCGCUAGAAGUUGACGAAAUGAAAUUAUUCACGAAUCUGACAGUGUCGGUUGUUAAAAAUGUUCAGAAAGUUGAAAUCAUUUUUGAGCGCGAGUUCCGCAGACAACAUGGCAGAACUUCAAACUAUCUACAGCUGGUCAAAACAGUUAUAUUGACUCCCGCCAAUCUUUCCGACAUUGAUAUUCAGAUCAAUGAGACGAUCAUUGACGAGCUUUGCAAGGCUUGUUUCAAUUCAUAA
Molecule: messenger RNA, 300 nt
Organism: Caenorhabditis bovis
Lineage: Eukaryota; Metazoa; Nematoda; Chromadorea; Rhabditida; Rhabditidae
Source: the annotation of a GenBank genome assembly